Penicillium paradoxum is the source of this 1125-nucleotide messenger RNA. RefSeq lists its product as uncharacterized. The transcript is spliced from 6 exons. Lineage: Eukaryota; Fungi; Ascomycota; Eurotiomycetes; Eurotiales; Aspergillaceae. The record is from RefSeq and is a predicted model, not a curated record. Bases 1 to 1125 code for a protein of 374 amino acids.
AUGGUGGUCACCUCGGAAAAUUUGCACGAUGACAAGGGCCCCAAGAUUCUGGCUGUCAUCUGGACCUUGACUGGACUGACAGCGCUCAUGGUGAUAGCUAGAGUCUACAUCAGAGUCUUUAUGUUACGAAAUUUUGGCGUUGAUGAUUAUCUGAUUGUGGCUUCGAUGAUAUCGGGAAUAGCAUAUUGUGCCAUCACCACAGUCGGCGUAAAUACAGGCUUUGGAAAACACGCCAUGUAUUUGGCCUCGGACGAUUUGGAGUUGGCUAUACUACUCAACCUAGUUAGCUUCGUAUUUGGGAUUGUCUCCUUCACUCUCCCCAAGCUGGCUGUGACGGCUAUGUUAAACCGGAUCUUGAAUCCUAGCGCACUGAAAAAGGCUAUAUUAUGGGCAAUGACUGGGACCGCUGCUGUCGUGUCCAUUAUCUGCAUACUCAUCUUGUUCACCAUGUGCGAUCCACCGGCAGCACUGUGGAAGGCCUCAUUGGUAGCGACAGCCACCUGCAAGGACACCGAAAUUCUCAUCGACUAUGCGAUCUUCACUGGAGCUGUCUCGGCCGUUAUCGAUCUAGCCCUGGCAUUUUAUCCGAUUUCCACCCUGCUAAAACUCCAAAUGUCUCUACGAAAGAGACUAGCACUUUGCGCUGCUCUGGGACUUGGUUCAAUUGCCUCUGCAAUGGCAAUUGUCAAAUGUACCCAGCUGCAUGGACUUGCCGACAAAGCUGAUUAUACCUAUGGAACUGCCGAUCUUGUCAUGUGGACCAACAUUGAGGCCGACGUCGUCGUUAUAGCAUCAUGCAUCCCUACCUUGCAACCGCUCCUCGAGAUCAUCAUGGGCAAGCGAGCUCUAGGCUCCUACAGCCAAGGAAAGGGCGACAACUACAAAAGCAGCAGCAACUUCCCUUCCUCGUUCAGCCGCGCCAAACAAUCCAACACAAACGGAAAAGACGAUCUCGGCUUCACCAACAUCGACGGCCAAGAGAGUCAAGAAAGCAUUCUUCCCGUCGACGAACGAGGAAAUAAUAAUGUCCACCACAUGGGCCAGAUUCACCGCACAGAUGAUGUGACGGUAUCAUACGAAUCAUCUCCCAAGGCUGCCGGCCAAGCUUAUCCAGGAGCCUGGUAG